GUGGCAUAAAUUUACUCAAAUUAAACCUCCGAAAUUGAGGAACCACUGUAAAUAGGUUGAUUAAAUAUUCUAACUUCUACUCAACUUACAUUGAUUAGUUGGAUAGGGCCCGUUUAUUGUUUGAAAAUCCUACCGUCCAUUAAAUGUUCACCAAUCGGCCAAUUACAAAAUGAAUAAAUUUUUUUAAUGAUCUAUCUAUCACGAUUUAGACGGUUUUAUUUUUAGUUAAUUUUAUGCCACGCAUACAAUUUCUUAAAGCUCGCGUAUCAACAAUCAUACUAUCCCAGAGUAUCAAAGUUUCUCUCUCUCUGCAAUGUAUUUCCCGCUUCUUCCAUUUCAUUUGGAUCUUUUGAAACAAAACCUCUUCCCUUCCCAAAAUGCCCUCAGUCUCUCUGCAACUCCCGCCAUUUUCUUCUCCCGCCAAACACACCAACACCUUCCAAUCAAACAAGCCCCAAUCCAUCGAUUCCCUACGUCUACUACCCGAAGAUCCCUUUCGCAACUCCAUGGCUUCCGUCCAGUUCUUGAAUUCUUAUGCGGCCAAUCGCGAUCUGAAAUCAGCAGCGUGCAUUCACGCAGGCGUCUUGAAAUCUGGCUUUGAUGCCGACGUGUUCGUCGGCAAUUCACUUCUGGAUGCGUACGUGAAAUGCCGGAAUUUGGAAGAUGCUGUUAGACUGUUUGAUCGAAUGCCCGAGAGAAAUGUUGUGUCCUGGACUUCAAUGAUAUCAGGUCAAUGCCAGAGCAGAUUGCAUGAUACGGCAAUAUCCACUUUCAAGAAGAUGUUAGAGAGUGGGCCACCGCCUAAUGAAUUCACUCUCUCGGUCAUGCUACAAGCUUGUACCCAAAAACAGAACCUCAAGAUGGGUGAGAUGAUACAUGGUUAUAUAAUUCGAAAUGGGUACAUCCGUGAUCAGUUUAUACAGAAUUCUUUGAUUGACAUGUACUCGAAAUCUGGGUCGUUGGUGGCUGCAGGGAAAUUGAUGGAUAGAUUGAGUUGUAGAGAUGUUGUCUCUUGGACGUCUGUAAUUUCCGGUUUCGUUGUUGAAGGACUUAUUGAGAAGGCAUUGGUUUUGUUCUUUCAGAUGCAAGAAGAUGGUGUUAUGCCAAAUGCGGUGACUAUCAUCAGCAUCAUCCAUGCAGUCUCUUUGGUGAAUGAAUGGAGGUUUUUUAGGUGGAUCCAUGGCUGGGUUGUAAAAACAAAGUUGGGUAGUGAUCCUUUUGUGGUGAAUUCUCUUGUGGAAAUGUAUUCUAGAAAUGGGUUUGUUGAAGGUGUGAAGAUUUUUGGUCAGUUCUGUUUUACGGGAGAACGUCGAUAUCUCAACCCGGAGACCAUGGCAACCCUUGUUCAAGAUUGUGCCCAUUCGGGUUCUUUGAAAUGGGGCAAAGGGAUACAUGGGUUCUUGAUUAAAAAUGGAUUUUUCCCAUGCAUCAUGGUAGAAAACUCUCUCAUAGAUAUGUAUGCAAAAACCAAACAGGUUGAUUCAGCAUAUCAGCUCUUUACAAUGAUGAACGGAAGAGAUGUAAUCUCUUGGAACACCAUGCUCUUAUGCUAUGUGAAGAACGACCGUCCUUGUGAUGCUCUGCAACUUCUCACUGAAAUCCACACCAUUGAAAGAGAUGUUUUGGCCCCUGAUUUUGUCACAAUGUUGAGUUCACUCCAAGCUUGCGCAGAGUUAGCAUCAUUGCAACAAGGCCAAAUCAUCCAUGGAUACAUAACAAAAUCAGGAUUCGGGUGUGAUGUUUUUAUUGGGAACUCCCUUAUAGACAUGUAUGCCAAGUCGGGUAGGAUUGAUUUUGCGAAGUGGAUCUUUGAGGACAUGCCUACUAGGGAUCUGGCUUCUUGGAAUUCAAUGAUUGCAGCAUACGGAAUCCAUGGGGAUGGCAUUUCUGCUCUAUGGGUUUUUCGUGAGCUUGAGAGAUUUGGGGCUCACCCUCCAAAUGCAAUAACGUUUCUUAAUGUUCUCACAGCAUGUGGGCAUUCGGGACUGGUAAAAGAAGGAUAUGCGUGCUUUAACAAAAUGACUAGGGACUAUGGCAUUGAGCCUAGCAUGGAGCAUUUUGCUUGCAUGGUCGAUCUCUUGGGAAGGUCGGGACGACUCAAAGAAGCCGAAGAUUUCAUAGAAGAGAUGCCUAUGAGGCCUGGCCUGGCUGUUUGGGGAGCUCUAUUGGGUGCUUGUGCGCUUUUUGGUGAAAUUGAGAUUGCAGAGAGAGUUGUGGAGAGGCUUUCUGUUUUAGAUCCAGGUAGCAAGGCUUGGAGAGUGGUUAUGUCCAAUGUUUAUGCAGCGGUUGGCAGAUGGGAAGAUGCAGUGAGGUUGAGAGAGGAAAUGAGGGGUGGUGAGGGUCCUAGAAAAGAAGCAGGAUGGAGCUGUGUGGAGGUAAGAGGGGAGAGCUUUAGAUUCAUGGUGGGAGAUACAAGACAUCCCAAGAGCACAACUAUUUAUGAGACAUUGAAUGGGAUUGGGGACCAGAUAAGAGAUAACUGCUUUGGUUGCUAAGAGAUUCUGAUAGACAUGGAAGUAGGGUAAAUGGUCCAGUUGGUCUCUGGUUUGGAUGUUGAGAUGAAAAGGACAGUUGAUGCCAGGUGGUCUUCAGCUUUUCUUCACCCCGAUCAAAGGGCUGAUGUUAAGUAGGAAGCCGGUCGUUGAACUUUUGCCAAGCAAUCAUGAGAAUUACUAUUUCAAAUCUAACUUGGCUAAGUUUUCCGAAGCCGACUGAAAUUCCUGAAACAAGGUUAUGAUGACGGUGACAAUGAUGUGUCCAUGAUCAUUUUGAGACUAAAACACAUUGGUCCAUGCAAUUAGAUGCAGUGUAUAGAACAUUCAAGAACUUGCUGAAAAUGGGAGAGAAAUGUAGAGGACACAUGUUUUCGUUUUGUUGCAAUCAAGUUUCUUACUUGCAAUGUUGAUUGCUAGCGAGUUUCUGUAUCCAAAAACAAAUUGUCAAUAAUUUCUGCCCUAGAAAUGCAAUUCUAAAGCUAUUUCUAAAACUAACAUUAACUAUCGAUAAUUUGUGAUACCAGUGCAACUAGAAAGCAUACUUCACGGAAGCUCUAAGA
Magnolia sinica is the source of this 3055-nucleotide messenger RNA. Its product is annotated as pentatricopeptide repeat-containing protein At1g06140, mitochondrial-like. The record is from RefSeq and is a predicted model, not a curated record. Lineage: Eukaryota; Viridiplantae; Streptophyta; Magnoliopsida; Magnoliales; Magnoliaceae. Gene Ontology annotation, biological process: RNA modification. Gene Ontology annotation, molecular function: RNA binding; protein binding. The coding region runs from base 378 to 2495 and encodes 705 amino acids. The transcript has a single exon.